AUGGUAAACAUUUACCGACUGUGCAUGGAUAUUAACCUCUAUAAAAACUUGAUUCGAUAUACGUUAUGAUAUGAUAUUCAAUCAAAUUUGAUGUAAUUUUUUUAUUUUGAUAAUAUUUGGCCACAAUGGCCACAAUCAAGAUAUGGCAGACGAAGUGAUGGCAUCCCGAGCAUAGUGUCAAAGUUUUAUUUAUGUACCUAGUACAAAGGUUAAUUUUUGUGUUUGUAUCGGGUUUGUCUGUUUAGAAUAGCAUCAGUAUUUUUUAUUUAGCCGUAGUGUAAUUGAAGACUUCGAAUACUAUAGUAAAAUUAUUUUUAAAAAUGUCGGAAAAUUCAAGUCCUAUUAAAUAUUUUCUGUCCGGUGGUUUUGGUGGAAUAUGUACCGUUUUAGCCGGCCAUCCACUUGAUACUAUAAAGGUUCGCUUGCAAACUAUGCCAGUAGUUAUCGGACAACCCUCAUUAUACAAUGGCACAUUUGACUGUUUCAGCAAAACUGUACGAAAAGAAGGUGUACGUGGGUUAUACAGAGGCAUGUCUGCACCUCUCACAGGUGUUGCCCCAAUCUUUGCCAUGAGCUUUUUUGGAUUUGGUCUAGGGAAAAAAUUACAACAAACUAGUCCUGAAGAUAAAUUAAGUUUAACUCAGUUAUUUGCUGCUGGAGCUUUUAGCGGAGUAUUUACAACAAUUGUUAUGGCUCCAGGGGAGCGUAUCAAAUGCUUACUUCAGAUUCAGCAAGGUGGUGCUCAUCCACAAAAAUAUAAUGGAAUGGUUGACUGUGCAAAGCAAUUAUACAAAGAAGGUGGCACUAAAAGCAUUUAUAAGGGCAGUUGCGCUACGUUACUCAGAGAUGUACCUGCUAGUGGAAUGUAUUUUAUGACCUAUGAAUACAUACAGAAACGAUUGUCACCUGUUGAUGAAUUAGGAAAUCCUACUGGUAAAAUCAGUUUACUCAGCACUAUAUUUGCUGGUGGAAUGGCUGGUAUUGCUAAUUGGGCUGUCGGUAUGCCUGCUGAUGUGCUGAAGAGUAGAUUACAAACAGCGCCGGAGGGUACAUAUCCCAAUGGAAUUAGAGACGUAUUUAGGGAGCUCAUGAAGAAAGAAGGUCCUCUUGCCUUAUAUAAGGGUGUAACACCAGUCAUGCUCCGAGCAUUCCCAGCUAAUGCAGCUUGCUUUAUUGGUUUCGAAAUAUUUAUGAAGUUCUUAAAUUUUGUAGCACCUAACUUAUAAAGCAAUUAUAUAGAAUUUUAUAUUUGUCAUAAUUUUAAUGGAUCUGUAUGAGAUCCGAAAUUUUGACU
Molecule: messenger RNA, 1294 nt
Organism: Ctenocephalides felis (cat flea)
Lineage: Eukaryota; Metazoa; Arthropoda; Insecta; Siphonaptera; Pulicidae
Product: congested-like trachea protein
Exons: 6
Coding region: 321-1226 (301 amino acids)
Biological process (GO): carnitine transmembrane transport; mitochondrial transport
Cellular component (GO): mitochondrial envelope
Molecular function (GO): O-acyl-L-carnitine transmembrane transporter activity
Source: RefSeq, a predicted model, not a curated record